Hordeum vulgare subsp. vulgare (domesticated barley) is the source of this 1418-nucleotide messenger RNA. RefSeq lists its product as uncharacterized. The record is from RefSeq and is a predicted model, not a curated record. The transcript has a single exon. Bases 303 to 989 code for a protein of 228 amino acids. Lineage: Eukaryota; Viridiplantae; Streptophyta; Magnoliopsida; Poales; Poaceae.
CCACGCCCACCAGCCCACCCUUCCCCUCUUCUACAACCACAGCGAGCUCGCCGACGGCGGCGUGUCCCUAGACAUCUUGGCCUCCGACCACCGCGCAGCAGGGGCCGCCGACCGGUUCCAGACCGUCGCGCGGCUGAAAACGGCUCCCCCAGCGCUCGCCUGCGACACUUCCCCCUUCUAUCUGGAGGCCUCCUGCGACGGCCUCCUCCUCCUCAGCACCGAUCUUGAUUUUUGCCAUCUGCAACCCGGCAACUCGACAGUAUGCUCCCCUCCACCAGCUCGAUGGCUUGUGUCCCCAUGGGAUGUACCCUACCGCCGGCGGCGGCGAGUACCGACUGUUGCUGUGCCGGUUUGAUGAUGGAGAUCCACUUGCCAUGGAGUACUACGUUUUCACAAUAGGCUCUGCCCAGCCGCCCAGGCGCAUACCUUCUCCCAUAGGGUGCCCUGAACCGCCAGAUCGCCCCGGAUUGCUAUUCAAAGGCAGCCUAUACUGGCACACAGGCAGUGAAAUAGUGGUAUUCGACACCACCAAUGAGUCCUUCAGGCACAUCAGAUCCCCGUAUUUUCCGGGUUGUAUUGCUCAACUGUUUGAGACUGGUGGCAUGCUUGGCAUCUUCAUUUAUGAUGAUCAAAAGACAUCUAUGUAUAUCUUUGCGUUGCAGAAUCAACAAAGCGAGCGAUGGAAUUUCAAGUCUUAUGUUACAUUACCGGUUGCGGAGACCAGGCAGCAUUGUCAGUGUCCCGACCAUCGAGAGAGUGUGACGGUUGUGCCUCGGGACGGUGGGUUGCUCAUUCUGCUCAAGUGUGCUGCCUGGCUGUUUCAAGUUGAUGGCGAUGGCGGGGUUAUUGUCCAUGGCAAGUUGAUUGCAAGUUUCCGUUACUCAGACAUCAUCAUGUCUGGCCAUUAUUUGCUCAAGCAAACUCUUGUUCAGCAUACCUUCUUUCCAACACUAGAGGGUUAUGUUGCCAACGCUCUACCUUUCAUCUGACCUGACCGGCGAUUGUGUUGUCGGUACUAAGAGGGCUGUUGGGUGUGGUCCUGUUUCUUACAGCAGUAUGUAUUAACUAGAUCCCUGGUUAUAUAUGUUGUCAACAACUCAGCCUUUCAUCUGAGACCUGUCGACCGUGGCAGUGUUUCCUGUCGGCCUAGCUCUCCGUAUCCACAUGAGCUACAUCAUGUAUUAACUAGAUCCUUGGUAUUAUGUUGCGAACACUUAGCCUUCUAUCUUAGAAGAGGUGUCGGGUGGGGUGGUGUUUUUUAUCGGCCUAGCUCUCCGUAUCCACAUGAGCUGUAAUAUGUAUUAACUAGAUCCACUAUUAAGCUUCUUUGUUGAUGUAUAACAAAACGUAUGCUCAACAAGUUGUGACUGUUAGAUGUAUGUUUUGUGCUAUAUUUCAUUGAACAUCAUUUUGUGUUG